Molecule: messenger RNA, 218 nt
Organism: Enterobius vermicularis (human pinworm)
Lineage: Eukaryota; Metazoa; Nematoda; Chromadorea; Rhabditida; Oxyuridae
Source: the annotation of a GenBank genome assembly
AUGUUAGUGAUGCUGCUGCUGUUUGAUGAUGAUGAUGAUGAUGAUGAUGGUGAUGAUGAUGAUGAUGAUGAUGACGGUAGUAAUGUUGGUGAUUCUGAUGGUGACGGCGAUAGCUUGAGAAAAAAUUUUGAUGGAAUUAAAAUAGAAAAAAAAAAGAAGAAAGAAGAAAGAAGAAAGGAGAAAAAAAAACAAAAGGAGAAGCAAAAAAUAUUUUAAAC